Molecule: messenger RNA, 1560 nt
Organism: Zasmidium cellare ATCC 36951
Lineage: Eukaryota; Fungi; Ascomycota; Dothideomycetes; Mycosphaerellales; Mycosphaerellaceae
Exons: 4
Coding region: 1-1560 (519 amino acids)
Biological process (GO): carbohydrate transport; transmembrane transport
Cellular component (GO): membrane
Molecular function (GO): carbohydrate:proton symporter activity
Source: RefSeq, a predicted model, not a curated record
AUGGCUCGAUCGACGUUAUACUAUUACCUAGCGCUUGUCUGCAUCGCGUGCGCGGGUAUCCCCAAGGGAUACGAUGAGGGUGGUUUCUCCGCGAGCGUGAAGCUGCCGUCCUUUGUCAAUGACUUUGAUCUCAAGUCAAGCAACUGGAAAGGCCGAGAGUCCGCCCUGGCCGACCGAGUUGCAAAUAUUUCUUCCUUUGGAGUUUUGGGAGCAGCAUUCGGGAGUCUGUGUGCUCUUUACCUCAAUGAUCGUAUUGGCCGACUCCGCUCAUUUCAACUGGCUCUGCUUGUAUGGGCGUCAGGUAUCCUCAUGCAGGUCUUCUCUUCGGGAAUCUACGGCUUCAUGCUGUUCGCGAGGAUAUGGGGCGGUCUGGGCUCGGGCUCGUUGACGGUGACUGGACCCCUUUUUCUUGCAGAGAUUUCCACUGCGAAGAAGAGAGGAUUGAUGGUCAGCCUCUAUAUGGUUGUGCUGCUGACGUUUCUGACGCUCGGGUUUUUCAUCAACUAUGCGGCCAACAAACACAUGACGCCCACCAGGGAGCAAUAUAGGUUGGUCCAGGCCAUACCUCUCAUCCCGUCCGGCAUUGCCUUCAUCUGCUCAUUCUGGAUGACGGACAGCCCACGCUGGCUAGCAUCGCAAGAUAGGUAUAGCGAGGCACUCGCAGCGCUUUGCCGUCUUCGUGGCUCGGAUCCGAGCGACCCUGAAGUGCAGCAAGAGUUUGAACAGAUUGAGGCCCAAAGGAGAGAGAAGCUGGCAGACCUUGCUGGCACGUCUCUAUGGAUUGUGGUCAAGGAGAUUGCUACAGUGCCCACAUACCGCAGCCGAUACCUUCUCGUCAUGACCAUGCAGACUGUCGCUCAGUGGUCGGGAGGCAACGGAAUCACCUAUUACAUUCCGCAGAUCUUCCAGUAUGCUGGCAUCAAAGGCGAAUCAAGCUCACUCAUCUCUUCAGGAGCGUAUGGGAUCGUCAAACUUGUCUUCACCAUGAUAUUCGCAUGGGGCUUGAUUGAUAUCAUCGGUCGACGAAGAUGCUUUCUGGCAGGGCUCAGUCUGCAGCUGAGUGCUCAUAUAUACAUGGCGGCAUAUAUGGCCUACCAACCGGGCGUGGCGAGCAACAAGUCUGCCUCAGACGCAGCCAUUGCGUCGGUUUUCAUUUAUGCAGUUGGUUGGUCAAUCGGACUUUGUACGGUGCAGUACCUGUACGGAACCGAGAUCUUCCCAACGCGAAUUCGAAGUGUCGGUUAUGCUUCUAGCAUGGUCUUGCAUUGGCUCUUCCAGUUCGCAGUCGUGCGCGUAACACCAAACAUGUUUGUGAGCCUUGACGUCUGGGGCGCGUACGUAUUCUGGGCGCUUAUCUGUGGCCUCGGCAUUCUGAUCCUUGGUCUUUGGGCACCAGAGACUAAGGGCGUACCUCUGGAGCGCAUGGGAGAGCUGUUUAGUGGCCACUGGUGGAUGGGCUGGAAGGCAAAGCUUGGUCCAGAGUACAGCGAAGAGCGGAACAGAGACCAAGAAGCCAGCGAAGAGAAGGUAAUCUCGGAAAUGCGGGUAGAGCACGUCUGA